AUGGACCAUGGGUUUUUUCAACUAGAUAUCGAUAAUUACAGUGCUCAAUCCUUGACCCCGGACACUAUGUGGAACGGGUGCUAUCUUCCCACUCCCGACACGCCUACUUCCGGCUCGCAGCUUGAUCCCUCGCUCCUGCCACCAAGCCACCUACCCACAUCCCAGGACGCGUCUGCCUCAGCUAAUCAUUGUCUUCCCUCCGAACACGGUGAUAUGCGGGAUUGGACUAGCAAUAUGCACCCUGAUCAUCUUCUGCAACGAUUGCGCGGGGUUCCGUGGGCACCGUUGAAGUUUUGGUUGGAGUUGCGGAAGGUGUGCGAGGAUCGCAUCGUGCGAGCCAGGACUGGAUGCUCCCCACAGGAAACUGGACCGGUGCCUCCCGAUCUUGCUGACGAGUCCAACUCUACAACCUGCAGAUGGGACAACUGCACGGUCAACCUGAACUCCACCGAGGUUCCAGUCAUCAAGAAACACCUCCUGCAGUAUCACUUCGGUGAUAGAGCUGACUGGAUUGUUGGAGAGCGUGGUUAUUGUUUUUGGAAAGACUGCGACUAUCGAAAGUCGAUGAAAUGCUCAAGCUUUGCAAAGCACAUUGCUACCACUCACCUCAAAACCACAUCGAGAUUCUGCCAAAAUUGUGGGAAGUUAUUCACUCGCGGUGACUCCGAAUCCAGACACCGCAAAAACGGAACGUGCCAAGCUCAUUCAAGGGGUUUUUCACAAUGA
Molecule: messenger RNA, 726 nt
Organism: Sparassis crispa
Lineage: Eukaryota; Fungi; Basidiomycota; Agaricomycetes; Polyporales; Sparassidaceae
Exons: 5
Coding region: 1-726 (241 amino acids)
Source: RefSeq, a predicted model, not a curated record